Molecule: messenger RNA, 1059 nt
Organism: Fusarium poae
Lineage: Eukaryota; Fungi; Ascomycota; Sordariomycetes; Hypocreales; Nectriaceae
Exons: 2
Coding region: 1-1059 (352 amino acids)
Molecular function (GO): NAD binding; oxidoreductase activity, acting on the CH-OH group of donors, NAD or NADP as acceptor
Source: RefSeq, a predicted model, not a curated record
AUGGUUACCCGCGUAGCUAUCCUUGACGACUAUCACGGUCUUGCAUCUUCUCAUUUUUCCAAGUUGGACACUUCGCAGUAUUCAUUCGAGUAUUUCCCAGCCACACUGCGUCCAUACCAUGAUGAACAUACGUCACACGCUGAGAGACAUGAAUUGGUCCAACGAUUGGAGCCGUUUGAAGUCAUUGCUACUAUGAGAGAAAGGACACCUUUUCCCAAGCAAUUGAUUGAGCGUCUUCCUCAACUCAAACUCAUCCUGAGCAAUGGUCGUCAUAACAAUGCCAUUGACAUGGAAGCCUGUCACGAGAGAGGUAUCCCGGUGACAGGUUCUGAUGCCCGAAUGGCCACUGCGGCUACCUUGGAACACAUCAUUACCAUGAUUCUGGCUAUCUGUCGUGACAUUGCACAUAACGAUGCAGCUGUCAAGAAUGGAAAAUGGCAGACUAGCAUGGUCACUGGUGUCACUGGGAAGACUCUCGGUAUUGUUGGCCUGGGACGACUGGGUAGCUCUGUUGCUCGAAUCAUGAGUUCAGCGUUCGGCAUGAGAAUCAUUUGUUGGAGCUCAAACUUAACCCAGAGUACUGCGGAUGAGCAGGCAAAAGCUCAAGGGUUGUCAAUUGAACGGCCAGAUGGUGAAAAGACAUUCAAGUAUGUUAGUCGUGAUGAACUCUUCUCCACGUCCGAUAUAGUCAGUCUACAUUUGUUGUUGUCCGAUCGAACAAGGGGGAUGAUCACGGCCGAAGACUUGGCAAAGAUGAAACCAUCUUCAUUCUUUGUUAAUACCUCUCGUGGACCGUUGGUAAAUGAAGAAGAUCUGCUGAAGAUUCUCAAGGCAGGGAAGAUUCGUGGAGCAGCACUGGACGUGUUCAACUUGGAACCCUUACCAAAGGAUAGUGAGUGGAGAGACACGACUUGGGGGACAGAGGGCAAGAGCCAGGUCAUUUUAACUCCUCACAUUGCGUACGUAGAAGAGCGUGUCAUGAACGAGUUUUAUGAGCAUCAGGUUGCAGAAUUGGAGAGAUGGUCAAACGGAGAAGCUUUGAAGAACACCAUGUCCUAG